This is a messenger RNA of Lotus japonicus, 1763 nucleotides long. RefSeq names its product zeatin O-glucosyltransferase-like. NCBI's taxonomy places the organism in Eukaryota, Viridiplantae, Streptophyta, Magnoliopsida, Fabales, Fabaceae. The transcript has a single exon. The record is from RefSeq and is a predicted model, not a curated record. Gene Ontology annotation, molecular function: UDP-glycosyltransferase activity. Bases 83 to 1594 code for a protein of 503 amino acids.
UUCUAUAAAUACCCAACAUGCCUAACUACCUUGAACACACACAGUUACCUAACUCUAGUGUCUCUUGUGCCACAAAUGCUUAAUGGCUUCAAGAUACCAAAGUUCACCAAUGGCUUCUAACUACAACAACAGCCAUAGAAAAAGCCUUGGCAAUGGCCCCAAAGUGUUUCCCCCAAGCCAAGUGGUAGUGGUGGUGGUUCCUUUUCCAGCACAAGGCCAUCUCAACCAGCUCCUCCACCUCUCUCGCCUCAUCUCAUCACACAACAUCCCUGUCCAUUUUGUUGGCACACCCACACACAACCAUCAAACCAUAGCUCGUGCCCAAGGCUUUGACCAAAACUCCAUCUCAAACAUCCAAAUUCAUGACUUCAAAGUCCCUCCUUUUGCCUCCCCUGCCCCCAACCCAAAUGCAGAAUCAAAAUUCCCUUCCCAUCUCCUCCCUUCCUUUGAAGCCUCCUCCAAUCUUCGCGAACCGGUGGCCGCGCUUCUCCGAUCCCUCUCAUCGGUUUCUCGAAGAGUUGUAGUCAUCCAUGACUCCCUCAUGGCAUCUGUGGUACAAGAUGUCACCCACAUAGCAAACUGUGAGAGCUACACUUUCCACAGUGUCUCUGCUUUCACCAUGUUCUUCUACAUUUGGGAUGCAAUGGGAAGACCCCAAAUACCAAAAACUCCCCUCAUGAUCCCAAAAGUCCCUUCUCUUGAAGGAUGCUUCACAACCCAAUUCCUAGAUUUCAUCACUUCACAAUAUGAAUUCCACAAAUUCAGCAAAGGGGCCAUCUACAACACAACAAGAGCAAUUGAAAAACCUUACAUGGAGCUAAUAGAAACCAUGAUCAAUCACAAGAACCACUGGGCUCUAGGGCCAUUCAACCCUUUGUGUGUUGACAAAGGACUAAUACCCAACAACAAAAAAGGUAGACACUCUUGCAUUGAUUGGCUUGACAAGCAAGAGAAAGAGUCAGUGAUCUAUGUCUCUUUUGGAACAACAACAGCUUUCACUGAGACACAAAUCAAACACCUGGCGUGCGGGUUGGAAAACAGCAAGCAAAAAUUCAUCUGGGUAUUGCGAGAUGCUGAUAGAGGCGAUUUCUUCAACAACAAUGGUGAUAGCAACACAAGAGUUGAGGUACUACCAAAAGGGUAUGAAGAGAGAAUCGAAGGGAUGGGUCUAAUCGUGAGAGAUUGGGCACCCCAAUUGGAGAUUCUGAACCACCCUUCAACAGGAGGGUUCAUGAGUCACUGUGGGUGGAACUCAUGCAUGGAGAGCAUCACAAUGGGGGUGCCAAUUGCAGCAUGGCCUAUGCAUUCGGAUCAACCGAGGAACAUGGUUUUGGUGUCGGAAGUGCUGAAGGUUGGUCUUGUUGUGAAGGAAUGGGAACAGAGGAAUGAGAUUGUGGCAGAUACGGCGGUGGAGAAUGCUGUGAGGAGGUUGAUGGCGACGGAGGAAGGUGGUGAAAUGAGACAAAGAGCGGUGAAUUUGAAACAUGCGAUUCGGAAAUCGAAGGUUGAAGGUGAAGGUGUUUCUCGUGUGGAGUUUGAAUCUUUCAUUGCGCAUGUUACCAGAUAUAGUUUGGUCCAAUCACAUGAGACAUGAGGCAUGUGACACAUGUUGGCAGUGUAAACUAGUUGAAUACUUGAAUAGGACAUUGAUGGUGGCAUUCAUACUAUGUGAAAGUGAAUGAAAAUACAUCAAGACUUUUAUUUUAGUCUAGAGAUUAAUGUAUGUAUGGAUAAGUUAAACUUUAAUAUAAAUUGUUUAAGCA